Eriocheir sinensis (Chinese mitten crab) is the source of this 6833-nucleotide messenger RNA. Its product is annotated as armadillo repeat-containing protein 8-like. Gene Ontology annotation, cellular component: GID complex. Gene Ontology annotation, molecular function: protein binding. Lineage: Eukaryota; Metazoa; Arthropoda; Malacostraca; Decapoda; Varunidae. The record is from RefSeq and is a predicted model, not a curated record. Gene Ontology annotation, biological process: proteasome-mediated ubiquitin-dependent protein catabolic process. Bases 78 to 2147 code for a protein of 689 amino acids. The transcript has 13 exons.
CAUCAGAUGCAUCAAAACACAGCUGUCAGGAGGGCGAGGGGCCGGUCCGGGGGUGCCUGCUGUAUUCAAGGCUUAGUAUGGAAGUCUUACCCACAUAUAUGGAUGUGGAGCACAGCAGAGCAUAUAUCGACCAGCUGUAUUCUAAUGACUCACAGAAAUGCUUCCAGGCCGUGAGCGAGUUGAAGUUCGCGGUGAUCGGCAGCGUGCGAGAGAAGGGCUCCAUCAUCGAGCAGGGGGUGGUGGUGCGGCUGCUGCAGAUCCUGCGGGCGCCUGAGCUGGAUGUGCUGCUCAAGACAGAGGUGGUGACAGUGCUCAACUCACUGGCCAAGGGGCUGCCCGAACAUGCCACAGCACUGGUCCAGGCGGGGCUGCUGCCAGUCCUAUGGGAACAGCUGGAGACAUGUGCGGGAGGAGGGGGAGGUGGCGGCGGCGGUGGCGGGGGCGGCAGUGCGUACACCCAGAUGCUGCUGUGUUGCCUGAGAUCCAUAUAUCGUCAUGGGUGCGCUCCACCGCCACCAGCCUGGGACCAGAAGCUCCUCUCCACCCUCAUCCAGCACGGCUACCAUCCACCCUCCAACCAGGAGUGUGUGGCCAACAUCCUUGCUCACGCCUGCAAGGUAUCCAGGACCCCAGAACAGCAGCAGCAGUUGGUGGACGCGGGCGGGGCAGACCUGGUGGCCUGCAUGCUGUGUUCCCCUGUGUCCAGGGUGCAGCUGCCAGCCCUGCACUGCCUCACUGCCAUGUGCUUCAACAAUGAGAGAGUGUCAUCUAUCAUCGCCACCAAGAGCUACGGAGGCAAGGCCGUUCCAGACCUACUCGUGGGGCUGAUGGCGAGAGACAGACCACGGGACAUGCAGCUGGCCGCAGCCACUGCCCUCACCUUCCUCCACAGAGCCGGGGCCAUCUCUGCCGACGACCCCAAGAUCAUAUACAAGACCCUGCAGUGUUUGGUGCGGAUGUGUCGGCGUGACCGGGAGGUGUGGGAGCGAGUGGAGGCAGCCAACACCUUAGCCUACCUGACGGAGGUGAGCACGGAGUUGCAGCGCACAGCGGCCAUGACCGACCACCUCAUCCACACCAUGAAUGACUACCUGAAGGACACCACGCCACCUAACGCCGCCGUGCCCCAGGGUAUCUCCGUCUCCCCGGUGUCCUGCCGGCAGUAUGACAACCCCAGCACGUGGCCGGAGCUGAUGCUGGAGGCGGCACUGAAGGUGUACGCGUCGCUGGGUGCCAACGACGAGGACAUUCGGCAGCGCGUGAUCAAGACAGACGUGCUCAUGAACACCAUUGUCACCUCCCUCUCAGCCGCCAGCCCCCCGGUGCAGCUGGCGGCCGUCCGGUGCCUACACUCACUCUCACGGUCGGUGCACACACUCAGGACGACUUUCCAGGACCAUGUGGUGUGGCGGCCCCUCAUGACUGUCCUCAAGACCUCCAACAACGAGGAGCUGGUCACCGUCUCGUCCUCCACCCUGUGUAACCUGCUGCUGGAGUUCUCGCCCUCCAAGGAGAACAUCCUGGACCAGGGCGCCGUAGAAUUCCUGUGCGGCCUGACCAGACGGCCGCAUCCCGGGCUGAGGCUUAACGCUGUCUGGGCCCUCAUGAACAUGGCCUUCCAAGCUGACCACAGGGUGAAGGUGUCCAUCUUGCUCCACCUGGGAACAGACCAGAUCUUCCGGCUGUUGUCCGACACAGACGUCCACAUCCUCAUGAAGACGCUGGGCCUCCUCAGGAACCUGUUGUCCACCAAGGGCCACAUUGACCAGAUCAUGCAGUGCCAUGGCAAGGAGAUUAUGCAGGCCAUCAUCCUCAUCCUGGAGGGGGAGCACUCGGCGGAGGUGAAGGAACAGGCUCUCUGCAUCCUGGCCAACAUUGCCGACGGGGACAUCGCCAAGUCUGCCAUCAUGUCCAAUGAAGACGUCCUCAAGAAACUCAUGAAUUAUAUGGUCAUACCCAACGUGAAGCUCCAGAUCGCUGCCACCUUCUGCAUCAGCAACCUCAUCUGGAAUGUGGAGGAAGGCGCGACGGAGCGGCAGAACAAGCUGAGGGAGAUGGGUGUGUACAAACUGCUGCAGAACCUCAUGACCACCACCGACACGGGGCUGUUUGACAAAGUCAAGACGGCGCUGCAGCAGUUCCACUAAAAUCAGGUCUUCGUGCGACAACUUAGUCUUACUCCUCUCCUUGGGCAGGGUAGGUUGGCCAGUCUGUACGCAGCUCUCCAUUUAGUACUCAUGCUGGGAGAUGCUGGAGGGUGAGGGUUGAGGAGAGGAAGACUGAGGAGGAGAUUUGUUUUUAUCUUUUUUAUGGGAAUGGAAACAGCUCAAAGGCAAUAAACAAAGAAGAAAACAAAAAAAGUAUUGUCCACGGAAUGAUCGGAGAGAAGGGACUGAACGGAGAACAAAUGUAUGGCGCAGGGGGGGGAGUGGGGGGGGACGGCAAGGCAUAGUGGCCCUGUAUGAAAAUGAGAUUAAGCCAGUGGGACAAAGAGGAAAAAAUGACUAGACAAUUGAGGUAAGGAAUAAAAAAAUAGCCUAUCUUUUCAGAAUAAAAAUAUUUAAAAAUUCUUUAUUUUUAUAACGACUCAAUUUUUUUUCUAACCAGCUAUGAUAUAUCCUGACGCCUCAUCCUCUCACAGAAAACUUGCUCUCAAAGGGGUGACUACUUUAGAAGGCUCCAAUUUCCCCUGUCCCAGCACUCCCUCUCUACAUAUUCAAUCCUUACCUGUAAACUGUUUCUUUUAAAUACCUAAUACCAGGGGCGGAUUUAUGGUGUGCAGGGCCCAAGGUCGGUGGGAAUGCUUGGCCCUAAACAGGGCGUCAAAGCUGUGGUGUCAUUUAUAAUUUAAUCAUAAUCAAGAUAAUCAUCAAAAUAAUUGUAAUUACAUACUUGUAAAUUCAUGAAACCAAUUAAUGAAAAUAAUUUUGUUCAUAAAUUACAAGACUAUAUAAUUAUACAGUAUUAUUUAUGGAAGAAAAUAUUAAUUGCCAAACUGACUUAAAAAGUUCUAGUUUUAUUUUAUUUGUAUUGUGAAUUUUUUUGUGACAAGAAAAAUGACAAACAAAUAACAUAUUAACGGGUAACUGAUAAAAAUAUUUGUUUCCCAAUAAUACCGUACCUCAAAAAAAGUUCUCCCCUAGGGACCAAGGUGCCUGUGUAGCCUUUCAGGUGCGGGACCCUUGUGGGCGCGGGGCCCUUCUGGAUGCGGGGCCUGAGGCCAUGGCCUUCUUGGCGCCCCCCUAAAUCUGCCACUGCUUAAUACUCAUCUACUCAAUGCAUUUCACAGGUUGUCUUAUCGUUUUCCUCAGUCUUCCUCUCUUACACACUCUUAACCUGAUCCUCAAUUUUCAAGACCACAUUGUUACCCGUUAUUUGAGUGCUAAUAUGAAGGGAGUUUACAGCCUGGUGCACAUGCUCUCCUUCUCUCCAUAGAACAUAUAUAUCAUACAUAACAUAACGGCAGGCUAGAGUGCUACAGGUUCAAUUUUGUUAUGGCCGGGGCAUGCGCUUCCUGGCCCGGAGGUCGCGUCGCCAGUGUCGUCUAUUUUAUUGUCUUCUGAGCCCCUGAUGUGCUGGGAUGGGAUUGGAUUCUCCUCAUGUUAAAGCCUUUUUUAUGCUGUUUUUACCUAUCAUCAUGUGUUCAAUUUGUAUGUAAUUUUGUAUAUACUAAUGAUAUCUCGUGAAGUGAAAACUGACUGCAGACGCGCUUGAAAGUUUUAAAUGGCGGUUAGAUAUAUUUAUGGACGGGGAGGGAAGUUGGUGAAUAGCCCACUCUCAGGAGCUGCCCUGUGUAGCCUGUCUUGUAGUCUCCUAUAUCCUUGUGUAUCCUUGUCUAUGUAACUGACUAUUUUACUAAUUACUCCGAUAAUUAUGACACGUCUUGUUGAGCUCCUUGAGAGAAAAGCCAACUUUUACUUUAUUGUUCCUGUGUUUGUGGUGAAGCACUAAACCAGCUUUGUUUUAUUGUUUGGCGAUACACAAAUGUAUAGUUAAUUUAUUUUUUACUGCUGCAGGGACAAGUGUGGUUCAGUUAAUGUGUGGCGGGUGGCCUCAGGACCACCAUUCAUAGCGCACACACAUGCUGUUGUAUCAUAACUUUCCGGACCUUAAUUUGUACAUAUACACUUUUUCUUUUUCAUUUAUGUAUUUUUUUCUUGUUUUGGGUAGAGGCAGUUGUAGGAUGGUCACUGAAUGUUGAACCUCAAUGAAAAAAAGAGAGAAUUGAUGGAAAGUGGAUGAUGAUGAUUAUUUUAUUUUGGGUUUGUUUGCUAAUCUGUUCACAUCAUUCAAAACUAGUUCUCAUAUCGACAAAGCAGGUAUUUUGGAAAUUUUGGCUGAUGUAUCCUAUCUUUCUAUUUAUUUUCUAUCUACUCUGACACCCACUCCUUGGAACUCCCUCUGGCGUGGAGGAGAGUAAAAGCGCUAAAAGCUGUCAAAAGUUCCAAGGCUACUAAAGUCAACAUUUAUAUGUGUGCGUGACCUGACAAAAUAUCCCACCACUUCCAACCUGCGUGGAGGGAUACACAAUUUGUUUUUUCAUCAAUAUUACAUUUUUGUGUUUGUCUCUUUGAAAUUUACUACUUUUUUUCUAUGAAAUCUUUGAAAAUUCAACUUCGUUUCCAUAAUUUCCAGGCUAAUCAUUGCAGUAACUGAUAAAGUGUUUAAACCAUUAGAACUGGCUUGAAAUUUUGUAAUUUUUUUGUCUAAUGAGGUUUUACAAAGAAAUGUACCUAAAAACAGCUGGGUUUUUUUGUGUCGUUGAGGCACACACUACAUUUUUUGUGUCGUUGAGGCACACACUACAUUUUUUGUGUGCCAGAGGGAUUAAAGCAAAAUUAUAAGAAAUUUAAAUACCAAAUUUUCAAUAAUUUUCAUUCUUCUGCAUCAGCUCAGUAUUCCAGAGGAUUUUUUCCUAAUAGAUAUGAGUAGCAGUUGUAAGAGUUUAUUCCAGUGACUGAAAAUAACACAGCUCAUAUUGAGGAAACAGCUCCAUCACACCGUUUCUUUUUGAAGAACAUAAUCAAAUAUUAAUGGGAUGUUCUCUUGGCAUAUAGAAAAUAAACAAUGCAGUCGAACCUUAAUGAUACGUUCCCUUGGCAUAUAAAGAAUAAAGAACGCAGUAAGAAAAUGCUAUUCAAUUUUUCAUUGUAUUUAUAUUUGAUUGAUAAUGACCAAAGAAAAAAUGUUAUGUUCUCUUGGCACAAAAAAAAAUAGAGAAUGCAUUAAAAUGAACAAUAUUUUCAUUUGUAAACACCCACUCCGGCUAUAUGGGAACAUAGCACACCUCCCAGACGUUGAUCCUGCUCACAGGGUUGUUUCUGUAUGAGACAACCCUGAGUGGAGGAGACCAAAAGGACACCCACAUAGCUCAUGACUCGGGCAAGUCGAUCGGUCCUGCCAGGAUGGACUUGGGAUGGAUCUUCGGCAGGAGUGAGUGAGAAGUGACACGCCCCCAGGUGUAUGCUCCCCGUUAGUUAGCUGUAUUUGAUUGAUAGUGACCAAAGAAAAAAAUAUGUCAUGUUUGCCGUAAAAAAGAUAAAAUGACAUUCUCUUUUUCGUCAGCUUUAUGAUUGAUACCAACCAAUAACAAAUUUUAACAAUGUCGGUGCCUGCUUAAUACCAUCACUGUAAACUGGUUAAAGGUAAAGACAUGGAGUUUUUGCAAUCUUUCUGACUGACUCGUCGGAACGGACUAUAAUGAGGAAUGGGUGGGGAUGCAUACAAAUUGGAUAGGACACCCAGUUAUUUUAUUUAUUCAUUAUUAUUAUUUUCCGUUACACAUUUGAGGAACACAAAGGCAAACUCACAAGCAGCAGAGGGUAAUGAUGAUGCAAUGUUUAUGUACUAUUAGUGUGGCAAUGCCCUUUAUGUAGUGUUAUUUAUUUAUGUGAUUAGUGCUCUCUCUCUCUCUCUCUCUCUCUCUCUCUCUCUCUCUCUGUUAUAAUUUUUUUUUACUUUUGUGCUCACAUAAUCCUUUUUUUUCCUCUCCAGUCUGUAAUAAUAAAUAAAGUAGUGCAUAUAACCUCAGUUUUCUUUCUCUUCUCCUAUUUUUUCCUUUUUGUCUGAGUAUCAUAUUUUUUCUGUGUGUAGUGCUCCCACGAGGCUCUCUCUCCUCUCUGAGCUGUAAUAGUGAAUAAACUUGAAUAGCCUUAAUUUUUUCUCUACUCCUCCUUUUUGGGCUUUGUAUUCUGUGAUUUUUUUCAUUGGUAGCCAUGUAUGUAUGCUCUUGCUCCAUUUUCUCCAUCUUAUUUAUCUGUUCACUCGUUGCCUCUUGUGAUAAAUAGAGACAUAUCCUUAAUUUCCUUUCUGCACUCCUUUUCCUUUAUGGCUUUGUUCUCUAAGGCUGAGGCUGAGCUAUGUUCGUAUGCUCUAAUAUACUUCACCUUCCUCCACCUCAUUCUUGCUUUCAUCUGUUAUCUCAUUGCCUCAAGCUGAGUAAAGAAAGUGUCCCUUGAUAACCUCUGCUGAAAGUGUUGAAAAUGUAGUAUUUUAAAACAAAACCCUACUACUGUGAUCUUCCUUGGGCAAGACAGAAGUGAGAAGUCCACAGUGGAUAACCGCUGUUGCUUAAAGUGUAUAAAUUUAACACGGGAAAAUCUUAGUAUCGAUUACAAUUAUACAUAUAAAAUUAAAGGUACAAAUUUUCCUUUCUAAGAGUGCUGGAGGGUGUGAGGCUUUACCGUAGGUGCAGGAAAGGAGAGAAGACAGCAUUUGGUUCCUGAUGAUGACUUGGUUCCUUUUUAUUAUGAUGACAAUUUUGUUUUUCGUUUUGUUUUUUGUUUGUUUUAUAUGAAUGUAUCGACGAUUGAUAUUAAAAGAGCUUAACUUUG